AUGCAUCUCAUGUACACCCUCGACCCGAACGGCAAGCGCCGCUACACCCUCAAGAAGAUCGUGGACGGCGAGGUCACAAAGUCGGCACACCCAGCGCGCUUUUCGCCUGAUGACAAGUACUCGAGACACCGAGUGACCCUCAAGAAGCGAUACGGCCUUCUCCUUACCCAGCAAAAAGACAAGAAGGCUUUGGGACAGUAG
This is a messenger RNA of Fulvia fulva, 201 nucleotides long. RefSeq names its product H/ACA ribonucleoprotein complex subunit NOP10. Bases 1 to 201 code for a protein of 66 amino acids. Gene Ontology annotation, molecular function: box H/ACA snoRNA binding; telomerase RNA binding. The transcript is spliced from 3 exons. The record is from RefSeq and is a predicted model, not a curated record. Gene Ontology annotation, cellular component: box H/ACA telomerase RNP complex; box H/ACA snoRNP complex. Gene Ontology annotation, biological process: positive regulation of telomerase RNA localization to Cajal body; rRNA pseudouridine synthesis; snRNA pseudouridine synthesis. Lineage: Eukaryota; Fungi; Ascomycota; Dothideomycetes; Mycosphaerellales; Mycosphaerellaceae.